GAAGACGUUUAAACGACCUCGUAAUCGAAGCUGUUCAGUUGUUUCUUGUCCCAGACACAACGAUGUUUUCAAAGAGUGUAGUCGUGUGCAGUCUUUUGGCACUUGCCGCGAUCGCCGCGGCAACCGACGUAUUGCAGUGCCCCGGUAAAAACAUUCAGAAUUUGAAAGAAAAUGUUCAAUUGACGCCCUGCAAAAAAGCACCAUGCAAACUAAAAAAAGGAACUAAUCAACAUAUCAGCAUUAAUUUUACACCAGACACCGACCUGGAUGAAAUAACAAAUCAUGUAGUGGCUGAUGUUUUUGGAGUUGAAUUACCAUUUGUGGGAGUCGACGGCAAUCCAGUAUGCGACAAACUUCAGACUGCCGAUGGGCAGCCAGCCUCGUGCCCACUCAAAGCAGGAACAACAUACACAUAUAAGGACUCGUUUCCCAUACUUAAUUUUUAUCCAUCAAUAGAAGCCAAAGUACAUUGGGAAUUACAAGCACAUAAAAAAGGAGUCAUUUGCUUCGAAAUGCCAGUAAAAAUUGUUUAGAUUUUUAUAACUUGUUUAAAAUCGACAUGGUCAUGGAAGUAUUUAUAUUUAUUCUCAAAGAUUCACGAGCAACGUGCCGUUAAAUGAUGUGUGAUAUUAGACCUUGAUCGUAUGAACCGGCGAUUGACUGUAACGAGGGCAGAUUUAUGGGUUGAUGUCAAUAUCUGGUUAUACCACGAAUGAAAAUGUUAUUAGAUAUAGAUUACAUAGAUUGCAAUGUAUUUAUUGUAAUCGAUUGAAGGACAAAUACCGCUGAAACAAAUACACGUGAAAUUAUUAAUUUCUAAUAUUAUGGUGUAUAAUAUUGUCUAUUCGCCUAACAAAGAAGUCCUUUGAUGUCCUUUAUUUGAAGUAUAUAUAAGUGUUCUUUAUAUAGUUGCCUGCACAAUGAUCUUACAGUUGUACCUAGCUUAUAGUUAGAUAAAAGAAUUUGAACAUUGCAACAUUUAUAUUCAAUAAAAUUUUGUACCAUUUUGAUAAGAUUUACACAUUGUUAACUGAAUUAAUUUUGGAUUCUUGAGUGGUCUGUUUCUUUGUCAGAACAAUCAUGUUCCAGAAUUUCUGUUCAUUACCUACUAGCUAUUGUAUUGAUUAAGUUUAUUAUGGUUAUAAUUUUAGUACUUACAUAUAUAUUUUAAUGGAUUAAGAAUUAAAGUAUACAAAAC
Molecule: messenger RNA, 1198 nt
Organism: Zerene cesonia (dogface butterfly)
Lineage: Eukaryota; Metazoa; Arthropoda; Insecta; Lepidoptera; Pieridae
Product: ecdysteroid-regulated 16 kDa protein-like
Exons: 3
Coding region: 63-533 (156 amino acids)
Biological process (GO): sterol transport
Molecular function (GO): sterol binding
Source: RefSeq, a predicted model, not a curated record